AUGGAGGAACAAGACGGGCCAGCGCAAGCCCACAAGCUUCUUGGACAGAAAACUACACAAUUUCCAAACACACCAGACAACGCUCUGACCAGAACUUUACGAUCAUGUUGUGUAAUCCCGCAACGUUACAUUCUAGGAGUAAUGGGCCUGCUAGGAGUAUGUAAUGCAUACACAAUGAGAGUGUGCCUCAAUCUAGCUAUUACACAGAUGGUGAACCACACUAAGUCUUCCAAUGAGAGCAUGACUAAUCUUUUCGAUGAUGACACAUGUCAUAACGAACUCAACUCUACAUCGUCUUCCGCAGCCAGUAAACCUCACGCAAUAUUUGAAUGGGAUGAAAAGACGCAGGGUCUUAUUCUCAGCGGUUUUUAUUAUGGAUACGCUGCAACGCAAGUGCCAGGGGGCUAUUUAGCUGAGAAGUUUGGUGGCAAAUGGACGUUAGGCGUCGGGCUCUUGAGCACUGCCUUAUUUACAUUCCUUACUCCGGUUGUGAUCCGAUCUACUGGAGCUAUUGGAUUGUUUAUUUUAAGAGUCCUACAGGGUAUGGGGGAGGGUCCAACCAUGCCAGCCCUAAUGAUAAUGUUGGCGAGAUGGGUACCACCGCACGAGAGAUCGUUCCAAGGUGCUUUGGUAUUCGGUGGAGCUCAGAUAGGGAACAUAUUUGGUUCUUUUAUGUCUGGUAUCCUAUUGGCUGACGGAAGAGAUUGGGCAUAUGUAUUCUACUUCUUCGGCGGGUUUGGAAUAUUCUGGUUCUGUUUAUGGAGUCUUCUGUGCUACAGCACGCCAAACGUCCACCCGUAUAUAUCAAAGAAGGAAUUGGCUUAUCUCAAUAAAAAUGUGACUACAGCUGAAUCUACCACUAAGAAGGAUCCAGUGCCUUGGAAGGCUAUACUGCGGUCAGCACCAGCUUGGGCACUUGUUUGUGCGGCGGUUGGUCAUGACUGGGGCUAUUAUACAAUGGUCACAGAUCUUCCUAAGUACUCCCACGACGUUCUCAAGUUCAACAUUGCGACUACUGGCACUCUGACGGCACUCCCUUAUAUAGCAAUGUGGAUAAGUUCCUUCUUAUUCGGCUAUGUCUGUGAUUUGUGCAUCAAGAAAGGCUGGCAUACUAUCAAAACAGGGAGAAUUAUUCAUACAACUGUUGCGGCUACUGGACCGGCCAUUUGUAUUAUUUUGGCGUCUUACGCAGGCUGUGACCGCACCGCUGCGAUGGUUUAUUUUGUACUCUCCAUGGCUUUGAUGGGUGGUUUUUACAGUGGUAUGAAGGUGAACGCUUUGGACUUGGCCCCUAACUACGCGGGCAGUCUGACGUCACUAGUGAAUACCACUUCUACAUUCGCCGGAAUAGCUACACCUUACCUGAUUGGACUAAUGACUCCUAAUUCAACGCUAUCAGAAUGGCGGGCGGCGUUUUGGGUAUGUUUCGCCGUAUUGGUCGGCACAAACGUAGUUUACUGCAUUUGGGCUGACGGCAAGCAGCAAUGGUGGGAUGACGUCAGACAAUUCGGCUACCCACCUGAUUGGAAACAUGGCUCACUUAUCGACGAGCGAAUCCCUGAACAACCGGAGUCUGUUAAACUAUCAGAUGAGAAAGCCGGAUGA
Messenger RNA from Diatraea saccharalis (sugarcane borer), 1605 nucleotides. NCBI's taxonomy places the organism in Eukaryota, Metazoa, Arthropoda, Insecta, Lepidoptera, Crambidae. The record is from the annotation of a GenBank genome assembly.